Molecule: messenger RNA, 1299 nt
Organism: Nicotiana tabacum (common tobacco)
Lineage: Eukaryota; Viridiplantae; Streptophyta; Magnoliopsida; Solanales; Solanaceae
Source: RefSeq, a predicted model, not a curated record
AUGUCCACUAUUAAGACAGUGGUUGCAGUAGUUGUCAAGAAGUAUUGGCCUCUCUUCCAAUUUGAUGUCAACAAUACUUUUUUGUAUGGUGACCUUGAUGAGGAGGUGUUCAUGAGGUUGCCCCCUGGUUACUCUGUUACUCCCCUUUUCAGUUAUGGCCAGUUGGUAUGCAGACUUCACAAGUCCCUUUAUGGGCUUAGGCAGGCCUCCAGGCAGUGGUAUGCCAUGCUCUCCCAGGCUCUUUCUUCUAGAGGCUACCAUCAUUCUCUUAAUGACUACUCUCUCUUCACUAGAGUUUCUAGGGACUCUAUUGUAGUGCUUGCAGAUUAUAUGGAUUAUAUUAUCCUUACUGGGACUAAUUCUGCUGAGAUUUCUUCUUUGAAGUCUUUCCUUGAUGCUCAAUUUAAGAUAAAAGAUCUUGGUUCCCUCAGUUACUUUCUAGGCAUUGAGGUGUUAUAUUCAGAUUCUGGGGUUCUUUUGCAUCAGAAGAAAUUUGGUCAUUAUCUUCUCUUGGAGUUUCACUGUUCAGAUAUUGCUUCUGUGGUCUGUCCUCUCCCUUUGAAUGCUAAGCUUAAAGCCAAGGAGGACACUCAUCUCCCUAAACCUGAAGUUUACAGGUCAUUGGUGGGCAAUCUCAAUUUUCUUACUAAUACAAGGCCUGACAUCACCUUUGUUGUCCAGCACUUGUCUCAGUUUAUGCAGUCUCCUUGCCUACCCCAUCUGGAGGCAGCUCUCCAUCUCUUAAAAUACCUGCAGGGUACUGCUGAUUUUGGUAUUUUUUUCAAUAAUUCUCCUAAUCUUUUUGUGGCUGCUUAUUGUGAUAGUGACUGGGUUGCAUGCCCUGACACCAGGAAGUCUGUCACUAGGUUUUGUGUCUUGUUAGGGGGUAGUCUGGUUGGCUGGAAGUCUAAGAAACAGCUUGUGGUGUCGAUUUCUUCUGUUGAGGCUGAGUAUAGGGCUAUGAGUAAGGUUGUUGGUAAACUUACUUGCCUGCAUAGGCUUCUUUUGGAUUUGGGAGUCAGUUGUCCUUAUGUUCCCUUAUUUUGUGACAGCCAUGCUGCCAUUCACAUUGCAAAGAAUCCAGUUUUCCAUGAGCGCACUAAACAUAUUGAGUUGGAUUGCCAUCUUGUUCGAGCCAAGCUUGUUGAGGGCCUCAUUCAUCUGUUGCAUACAUCUUCCUCUACUCAGCUCACGGAUAUCUUCACCGAGGACUUGGUUGGAGCUGCUCAUCAUGAUCUUCUUUUCAAGUUGGGGGUGUUCUCCCCCUCCAACUUGAAGGGGGGUAUUGGAAUUACUUAG